AAACAUACUGGGGGUGCUGCGGUUUACGUUGGGAGGGUGUUUUUGAGUUAUUUCGUAUUGUAAUGAAUUUUACGGUGUGCCGAAGGAGGUUCGUUAGCGAUUAUGCAAAGAAAGCGUAGAUUAUUAUACCCGUCCUGUAUGAAACAUUGCUCAUGCGUAGGUGAUUUAUCAAGUAGCCAUAUUGAAAUCUUUCAAUCUGAAAAAUUUUUUCCAGCCGAAGAAACUAAUCCAGUCUGUGCUCUUUUAAGAUUAAGCGAAGCAGUAUUUUUUGGGAAGGUAUAGAAAGAUGUCGGUUCUUAAUCAAAGUGGAGAGGAGCAGGUCGAGUGCCCUUUGUGCAUGGAGCCGUUGGAAGUCGACGACCUCAACUUCUUUCCGUGCAGCUGCGGAUAUCAGAUAUGCCGUUUUUGCUGGCAUCGGAUUAGGACAGACGAAAACGGAUUGUGUCCGGCCUGUCGGAAGGCGUAUUCGGAAAAUCCGGCCGACUUCACGCCGCUGUCGAAGGAGCAGGUCGCCCAGCUGAAGGCGGAGAAACGUCAGCGGGAUCAGCAGCGUAAGGCCAAACUUAGCGAAAGUCGAAAACACCUAGCCAAUGUACGCGUGGUUCAGAAAAAUCUCGUCUUUGUCGUCGGUCUACCACUUAGGCUCGCCGACGCGGAGAUCCUAAAGAGGCACGAGUACUUUGGAAAGUUUGGCAAGAUACACAAAGUCGUCAUUAAUCAAUCGACGUCUUAUGCUGGUUCCCAGGGUCCGAGUGCGAGUGCUUACGUUACAUAUAUGAAAAGUGAUGACGCCUUACGAGCUAUACAAAAUGUCAAUAAUAUAUCAAUAGACGGUAGGCUUAUAAAAUCUAGUUUGGGUACCACAAAGUAUUGUUCACAUUUCAUGAAAAACCAGCCGUGUCCGAAGCCCGACUGUAUGUACCUGCACGAUUUCGGCGAUCCAAAGGCCAGUUUUACAAAGGAACAAAUGCAUGCGGGCAAACACCAGGAAUACGAACGAAAGUUGCAUGAUCUGUUAGUUACAAAAAUGGCAAUACAGAGUGCGCAGCAACAGCAACAACAGCAGCAGCAGUCCGAAGUAAGAUCUGUUAGUAAAACUAAAGAGUCGACGUCCUCCUCGGCGUCUACCACAAAGGACAAUUGGCCACAGUUGAAUUCGGAAAAGGGGGACAAAUGCGAGAAGAAACAGCCGGAAACCGUCAGUAAAGACAAAACACAGAAGGCGAAAACCAAGUUAAAAAGCGACUGCAGUAGGAAGCCGGAAAAGAGUAAAUCGGCAGAGUGCACCGCGAGCAAUGGCAAAUGCGAAAAGUCACAGUCGAUGGAGGAAAAAAUCCAGAACACAUCCAAAAGCAAAAACGAGCUCGAGCCGGAAAAGAUGGAAUGCGCAAUACCAAAAAUACCGAUAAUCGACGACAACUCCAGCUUCUUCUCACAAAACACAUUUCAAAAGAUCGCCCCCGAGAUCGAGGAGGAUCCGGUUUCGGACGGCGGUACGGAGCCCCAGUGUCAAAUUCUCAACGACUCACUGCCGAACAUCAACAGCACCGAGGACUGGGAGGCGGCGUUCGGGUUCUCGAAGCAGACCACUCAUCUCGUCGAGGACCUCACGAAACACCGGGUGGGAGUAAAGGACACACUGGAAACAUUCGGCAACAGCUACCCUAAUACCAUCGACAUGUUCGGCAAUAUGGACGGCUAUCAGAACGGCUUUGACGCCACCACAAACAAACUGCAGGAGAACAUCUUGGAGGCGCUGUCUAACAAGCACUCGCACUUCAACCACACCACCUCGCCCCUAUUCCUGAAAACUGACAGAAUCAACGGUCUAAAUCACGUCAACGGCGUGAACGGUCUCGAUCAGCAAAUGUCCAAGUUCUUCUCGGACUUUUACAAGAACGGCCAGAAGGAUCUUUACACGAACGGCUUCACCACGCAUCCGAUGAACGGCCUCAGCCAGCAGCAGAGCAACAGUUACUUGCACAAUUUAACCGACAGACAGAACAUGCUACUCAUGCAGCAGAGACAGAUCGAGGAACAGUUGAUGAGCUUAAAUUUAAAUCGACAGUUAAUCCAUAACAGUAUGCACGGCGGCGGCGGCCAGUUUAUGAACGGCGAUAUAAACGGACAGAGCUUCGGGUCGCCGUCGUCGUCGUUGCAUAACCCGCAUUAUCAAAAUUCGGUCGGGAAGAAUCACAGUCGGCCCGAGGACGAGCUGGAUUUCGAUCCGUUUCACGAGACACAGAAGGCGCUCGCCGAGCUCAUUGAAAACGAGCAAAAUCACAAGGUACACCAUCCAGGUGAGUGAGACGUCCUGUAUGUUGUACUAAA
Messenger RNA from Photinus pyralis (common eastern firefly), 2331 nucleotides. Its product is annotated as CCR4-NOT transcription complex subunit 4-like. Bases 287 to 2308 code for a protein of 673 amino acids. NCBI's taxonomy places the organism in Eukaryota, Metazoa, Arthropoda, Insecta, Coleoptera, Lampyridae. Gene Ontology annotation, biological process: protein ubiquitination. The transcript has 6 exons. The record is from RefSeq and is a predicted model, not a curated record. Gene Ontology annotation, cellular component: CCR4-NOT complex. Gene Ontology annotation, molecular function: ubiquitin-protein transferase activity; metal ion binding; RNA binding.